Pangasianodon hypophthalmus (striped catfish) is the source of this 5044-nucleotide messenger RNA. It is a transcript of the gene scube1, whose product is annotated as signal peptide, CUB domain, EGF-like 1. The coding region runs from base 77 to 3136 and encodes 1019 amino acids. The transcript has 23 exons. Lineage: Eukaryota; Metazoa; Chordata; Actinopteri; Siluriformes; Pangasiidae. Gene Ontology annotation, biological process: signal transduction. Gene Ontology annotation, molecular function: calcium ion binding. The record is from RefSeq and is a predicted model, not a curated record. Gene Ontology annotation, cellular component: cell surface.
UCUCUCAGUCCUGAUCGUUCCUCUUAUCACAGAAACACGCAUCUCUGGCAAACUGCGCUCAGUCCCAGCUCUCGCCAUGGCAAGUGCGCGCUUUCCUCGGCUCCUCUGUUUGCUUUUUGUCCUCAUCAGCACUUGCACUGUAAUGGGAAAUGUCGGGACGGCAGACGUAGACGAGUGUUCCAUGGGUACAGAUGACUGCCACAUCGAUGCUCUGUGCCAAAACACCCCAAAGUCCUUCAGGUGCAUCUGUAAGGCUGGUUACAGGGGAGACGGCAAGCACUGUGAAGAUAUGGACGAGUGUGAUAAUGACUACAAUGGCGGGUGCGUGCACGACUGCAUCAACAUCCCUGGUAACUACAGAUGCACGUGCUAUGAUGGCUUCAUGCUGGCAGAUGAUGGACAUAACUGUCUAGAUGUGGACGAGUGUCAGGACAACAACGGCGGAUGCCAGCAGAUCUGCGUGAACACCAUGGGCAGCUACGAGUGCCAGUGCAAAGAGGGCUUCUUCCUGAGCGACAACCAACACACCUGCAUCCACCGCUCUGAAGAUGGGAUGAACUGCAUGAACAAGGACCAUGGCUGUGCUCACAUCUGUAGGGAGACUCCUAAAGGUGGUGUGUCAUGCGAGUGCAGGCCAGGGUUCGAACUGGCCGAGAACCAGCAGGACUGCAGAUUGACGUGUAACUACGGAAAUGGCGGCUGCCAACACACUUGUGAAGACACUGACACAGGACCGGUGUGCGGCUGCCACCAGAAAUACGCCCUGCACUCUGACAGCAAGACCUGCAUCGAGAAAGAUGAGGCUGCAAUUGAGAGCUCUGAGUUCAAUACCACGUCAGUAGCUGAUGUGGACAAGCGGGUGAAACGGCGUCUACUUAUGGAGACCUGUGCAGUAAAUAAUGGUGGAUGUGAUCGCACAUGUAAAGACACGGCCACUGGAGUCCGCUGCAGCUGUCCAGUCGGCUUCACCCUGCAGCCUGAUGGCAAGACUUGCAAAGACAUAGACGAGUGUCUGGAGAAUAAGGGAGGCUGUGAUCAUAUUUGUAGAAACACGGUGGGAAGCUUCGAGUGCAGCUGUCGCAAAGGCCAUAAACUCCUCACCAACGAACGCACGUGUCAAGACAUUGACGAGUGCUCGUUUGAGAGGACGUGCGAUCACAUCUGCAUCAACUAUGAAGGAAGUUUUGAGUGUGUGUGCCAGAAGGGCUACACUCUCUAUGGCCUCACACACUGCGGAGAUAUUGAUGAGUGCAGCAUCAAUAAUGGACGCUGUGAGUACGGCUGUGUGAACACACAGGGCAGUUAUGAGUGUGUGUGUCCUCCUGGAAAGAAGCUGCACUGGAACAAGAAAGACUGUGUUGAUGCAGUGAACUGUCUGCCCAAUGGCAAGCCGGCGCCUCGCGCUCUGCUUAGCUGCACUAAGACAGCCGGAGUGGAGACGUGUUCUCUGUCCUGUCCAUCGAACGCCCUGUUCCAGGCAGACUCUGAGAACAGUUACACCCUGAGCUGUGGAGUACCGGUUCAAACAGGCAAAUCCGUACCAAAGAACAUCACCACCUCCACUCUACAGAGCUGCCCCGAGGCACUGGCGCAGCCUGUAAAACAGAAGGCACGGUUCAAGAUCAAGGAUGCGAAGUGCCACCUGAGACCACGCAACAAAGAGAAGCAUCGAGAUGGGGCCAAGCAGGGCCUGCAAGGAGCUCAGUUUCCCUGCACAGAAGACUGCCAGGUGACGUUUGUAAAUCUGAAGUGUGAGUCUUCUAAAAAGCGCCGGCGAGGGCGAAAGUCUCCGACUAAAGAGGUCUCACACAUCACUGCUGAGUUUGAGAUGGAAAUGAAGGAGGAGGAGGCUUCAGAAUCGUGUAAUGUGGAUUGUGUUCGAGAAAAGACGAAGCAGAGGUUGCAGAACACACUGCGCACCCUGAGGAAGUCCAUCAUUAAGCAGCAAUUCUAUAUCCAGUUCUCGGGCUCAGCGUACGAGGUGGCGCAACGUGCCGUCCGUCCACCAGAGACAGAAGAGAGCUGUAGCACGGGUCAGGUCCUCACCAAGGGAAAGUGCGUCAGCUGUGGUGUAGGGACAUUCUACAGCGGCGAGCAAGACAGGUGUGUCCAGUGUCCACCAGGAACCUAUCAGGACAUGGAGGGUCAGCUGUCCUGUGAGCCGUGUCCCGCUGCCGAAACCCAGAGCAUUACGGGGGCCAAGAAUGUCUCUGAGUGUGGAGGUCUGUGUCCUGCUGGUCAUUUCUCUGCCGACGGUUUCCAGCCGUGUCAGCCGUGUCCACUAGGCACCUUCCAGCCGGAGCGUGGGCGUGUGCUCUGCUUCCCCUGUGAAGGAGGACUCAUGACCAAACACACUGCAAGCACCUCUUUCAGAGACUGUGAAGCCAAAGUACACUGUGCUUCAGGACACUACUACAACUCCAGCACACACCGUUGUAUCCGUUGUCCUGUUGGUACUUAUCAGUCUGAGUUUGGGCAGAAUUACUGCAUCACCUGUCCCGGAAACACCACCACUGAUUUUGAUGGAGCUACAAACGUCUCACAGUGCAAGAAUCAAAUGUGUGGGGGUGAGCUGGGGGAUUUUAUGGGCUAUAUCGAGUCCCCUAACUAUCCUGGAGAUUAUCCGUCUAACGUGGACUGUGUGUGGACCAUCAACCCUCCUAACAAGAGGCGGAUCCUCAUUGUGGUGCCCGAGAUCUUCCUCCCUAUCGAGGACGAGUGUGGAGACGUACUGGUCAUGAGGAAAAGCUCCCAGCCCACAUCCAUUACCACCUAUGAGACGUGUCAGACGUACGAGAGGCCAAUCGCAUUCACCUCCCGCUCCCGCAAACUCUGGAUCCAGUUCAAGUCUAACGAGGGCAACAGCGGCAAAGGCUUUCAAGUUCCCUAUGUCACCUACGAUGAGGAUUACCAGCAGCUCAUUGAGGACAUUGUUCGAGAUGGUCGACUCUAUGCAUCAGAAAAUCACCAGGAGAUAUUAAAAGAUAAGAAGCUGAUUAAGGCUCUGUUUGACGUCUUGGCUCACCCUCAUAACUACUUCAAGUACACAGUUCAGGAGUCCAAAGAGAUGUUCCCGCGCUCCUUCAUCAAGCUGCUACGCUCCAAAGUCACCAGGUUUCUACGGCCUUACAAAUAGAAACCUGCAGCGCUGCUCUUUCCUUCCCCAACUCCUCCUCUUCUUCUCAUCUUCUUUCACACACCUCUGUUUCCCCUUCACUCAGCUGCUUUUUUCUGUCUGCAUCCCUCUGGAGAGUUUCCACUCGCUAGCUAAAUCCCAGAAUGCCUCACUGCGACACAAAGUGGAGGUCUGGUCUUCCUCCUACCUCUUCUCUGGAGUCUCACUUUUCUAUUUCCUUUAUAAGCCUUUUUUUGUUCCAUUGUUUAUAUUUUGCUUUGGGAUUUUUUAAAAUGCUUUUGAAUAUUUAUAUGUGCUACAUCUUGCAGAGACCCAAUUUUCCCGGAUGUUUAAUAUCUAUAUAUUUGUAUAUGUAUGUACGUAUGCAUGUAUAUGUGUAUGUGUGUUAUGCCUGUGCCCUGCAGGCGUACAUUCAUACACACAUAGAUAUAUAUUGUUAGUAUGAAAAAAUUAGUUCAUGCCCCAGACAUGCACAAGAUUGCGUUUAGAAAUGACUGGUGUGCACUUAAUUAUUUUUUUUUCCAAAAACAAAAUAAUUUCAGUAUGGAGAAUGGAAUUAGUUUAUGAACAUGAACUAAAGGUGAACAACAGUGUUGAACAGCACAGCAAAGAGAAAUAGAUGAUUAAAAACCAUAUAUAACAAGAUAAAGACUACCUGCUGGUAACAUUGGGUUACUAUAGAGUUACACUUGUUUUGUAACUAACAUUUGGAACUUUAAUUGCACUUGAAUUUUAUAUUGUAAACUUUAGAGAAAAAAAUUAUGUUACUUUUUUUUCCUUAUGUUUGUGUUGUAUAGAAAUGUUUUACAUUUGGUUGUCCUGAUUGCUCCUCUCUCCUGGCUGAAAUGGGAUUAAAAAACAAGUCUCACCUCUUCUGAAUGCCAAAAAAACAGUUAAGCCUAUAUUAACCCCUUAAAGUCCCAGAUUAUUAUUUAGUUAAUAAUCUUAUAGUACGCUAUUCGGCCAGCUUUGUGGUCUUGGACUCAUGGCAUCGACAAGAUUCAAGUUUGCAAUCUCCGGACAAUAGGGCAAACGCUUUUCUGUUGCGCCACUCAGGAGCCCAGGGAAAGACUGUUUAUAGCUGCUAUAGCGUAAGUGAUAACAGGAACUAACUUGCACAACAUCACUAUAAAUAGAAAAAAAGUACAGUGUAUAGGUUUUUAAACAAAAAAAUUGUUAGUGUUGGCCUAUUGCUGUGGUAUAAGGGGAAUAAAACACUUCAGAACAUGCUGUUACUGGAAAAUAAAAUAAUAAUAAUAAACUUUCAGGUUGUAACAGUAACUCUGCUUUAUGCCAGGUCAUAUCACACCACCUCAUUGUUGAAUAUUUUUAACAGCAGUUUGCCAAGUUUUUUAUUUCUUACCUCAGUAACUAAGCGACUCAGUAACUAAAGGCCAAUAGGAAAGGUGUAUAGUUAUUAUAGUGAGGAAUGCAAUUCUGGGACUUUAAGGGGUUUAAUAUAUGAACAGAAUUGGACUUUUGUUUGAAACAUGUUAAUUAUAUAUAGUAAAUGCAUAUUAACAACAUUUGCGUGCUGUGCACAUGGUAGAAAGCACAAAACAGCUCUCAUUUUAGACAUAACAUUUGCAGCGCUUGAAAUCAUAACACAUCAAUUUCAGUGGCAUAUGAAGUGUUAAAUUUAAGGAAUGUUAGCUUUAACUUUAUGAAUGUAUCAUGUGGGAGGUGAUGUGGGUUUUUGGUUGAAUAAGAGAAGAUUAUUUUCUGCUAACUGGUGAAUAUUUUGUAUAAAAUGGCUCUGUAUGUGUGUCUAGAUGUAUCAGUAAGGUCAGUGGGAUUCUUACACAUCAUGUUCAUCAUUGAAAUUGGGCAGACUAUAAAUGUGUUUAAAGAAGUAGACUCUGAGUUGUAACACUGUUCUCUACAUGCAAUACAUGGAUUUUUACCCUA